Molecule: messenger RNA, 2052 nt
Organism: Neocloeon triangulifer
Lineage: Eukaryota; Metazoa; Arthropoda; Insecta; Ephemeroptera; Baetidae
Product: zinc finger and BTB domain-containing protein 7A-like
Exons: 7
Coding region: 143-1333 (396 amino acids)
Biological process (GO): regulation of transcription by RNA polymerase II
Cellular component (GO): nucleus
Molecular function (GO): protein binding
Source: RefSeq, a predicted model, not a curated record
CUCAGAAACUAAAAAAAGAGGCAAGUAACAAGUAAGUGGGAUUGGAUCUCGUUGUCGAGCGGACAUUUUCUUAUCCCGGCGAGUUGUUAAUUCAAGCAGUUAUUGGAGUUACUCAACCCUUUGCUCGAGUCGGAAAGUGACCAUGGCGAGUCACCAGUACUCGCUGCGGUGGAAUAAUUACGUGAAGCAUGUGUCAACUGCCUUCGAGGCGUUGCGCUGUGACCGCGACCUCGUUGACGUCACUCUGAGCUGCGAAGGCAAGAAAAUUCCUGCCCACAAAAUGCUGCUCUCAGCCUGCAGUUCCUACUUCAAAAGCCUCUUCAAGGAAAAUCCUUGCCAGCACCCCGUCAUCAUUUUCAGAAAUGUUGCAUUUGACGAUCUCAUGGCCCUGGUGGACUUCAUGUACAAAGGAGAGGUGAAUGUGGAACAGGAGCAGUUGGCCUCCUUUCUGAACACGGCCGAACUCCUGGAGGUCCAAGGGCUCACAAAUAGCGGCAAGGAUGUCGAAAAAUCCAAAACGACUGUUGAAGAGGAGAAGACUGUUAAAAAUGAUGAUGUACAACCAGAGAUAGCUGGUGUAUCAUUGCCAUACACUGCCCCAUUUAAUGAAUCAUCACAACCCUCCCCUUCAACCUCUUCUACUACUACUCUCAGGAAGAGAAGGAGAACAUCACCUGCCAGGACUGAAGAUGAGUCUCAACCAAAAAUUCAAGCAGUUGAUGAGCCUGUGAUAGCAGAUAUUGAGCAUGUGCCUUUGAAAACAGAACCUGAGUUCGAGCACAUAGAGCUCCAACCAGAUGACUCUGUUGAUGAUGAAGACCUGGCUGCUAGUGGAAUUGGACUUGAAUCAAGUGAUAUGGACAACUUUGUAAUGGCUGGACCAUCAAAUGACAGUUUGGGAGAAGAUAAAGAGGAAGAAAUUGACAAUGAUGAAAAGAGCAACGAAAGUUUCUUCGUGGUAGACGUGCUAAAAGUGGUUGAAAAGAACGAAUGCAGGCAAAAUAAAUAUUGCUGUAGUGCUUGCGAUCGGCGAUUCUCCACUUUUUCCAAUUGUGAAAGUCACUUGCGAACGCACCUAGGCAAAGCGACGUGCCCUAUUUGCUUCAAAAGUUUUGUGCAAAACGGCGAUAUGAUGAGGCACAAAGUUGCUCAUGAGGGCGAAACUCAGUGCGAUAAAUGCAAAAAGAUUUACAGCUCUAAACGAUCACUGCAAAGACACAUGUUGAAGUGCACAGGCGUGAAAAUUCUGAAAUGGAGCAGACGGAGACCUAGAAGACCUGAUAUUGUUUUGAUUAAAAAAGAAAACAUAGGCGGAGCCUGCGAUGGCGAAUAGAUUUAAAACUUUUUUGAACCGAUUUAAAUUUUUAAAUUCCUACUUCGCAAAUAGAAAGAUGUUUUAAGCUAUGAGUGAUUGAAAGCAGUUUCCAAAGAGACGUGCAUUACUGUUCUGAUCUGUUCUUGAAUUUUAAACAUUUUAACUGCCCUUCACUGAAGUUGACUAAAGGCCCAAUUUAGAGGAACUAAAAAUUAAAGGUGAGGAACUAAAAAUUAAAGGUCUUUCAUAAUUCAAACGAUGAUAAGUGACGAUUUCAUUAUAUUGUUCAUAGAGGAAGAGAAUGAAAAGAGAACGAAAGUUAGUGCAAGUGCUUUAAGUGAUUGUAAAGGGCAAUAAUAAGUUGAGUAUUGCUGCAGUGCCUGUGACUGGAAAUUCUCCACUUUUUCCGUCUGCGAAACUCACUUGCACUCGAUCUGCCCUAUUUGCUCCAAAGAUUUUGUCCAAAACGCCGACAUGAUGAGACGCACAGUUGCUCAUGAUGGGGAGACGCAGUGCGAUAAAUUUAACGCUAAAAUAUUUGCAGCACUAUAUGAACUAUGCAAAGACAUGCUGAAGUGCACAGGCGUGAAAGUUAUGAACUGCCGCAGGCGGAAACCUAAAAACCUGAAAUGUUUUUGAUCAAAAAAUUAAAAGUAAAAAAUUGUUCCCUUGAAAAGUCAGUGAGCUUCAUUUACAAUUUUUAUUAAAAUUCUAGCCUUGCAAAGAAUCAUCAUUGG